GCGACCCAGCCGAGGGUGACUCUUGCUGAAUGUUCUUGUCUCGACAAACGCGUCCGGACCAGAGGCUGACUGUCGGGGAAAAGCCACUCUGAAGCGAAUGAAGAAGCAUCUAAUCUUUCACUUCACAUACCGAGGACUUCUAACGAAAGGAAAAAAGAGUAAAAGAAGAAAAUGGAGUAUAAAUUACGAAAAGCUGAACCAAGGGAUGUGUCUGAUAUAUUACGACUGGUGAAGGAACUUGCAAAAUACGAAGAGAUGGAGCACCAGGUGACACUCACUGAAAAAGAACUCCUUGAGGAUGGAUUCGGUGACACCCCGUUCUACCACUGCAUCAUCGCUGAAAUCCAAGAAGAGAAGGGCAGUGAUGAUCCGAAGGUGGUGGGUUUUGCCAUGUACUACUUCACUUAUGACCCCUGGGUUGGCAAACAGCUCUACCUGGAGGAGUUCUAUGUGAUGGAUGAGUACAGAGGCCUGGGCAUUGGUUCGGAGAUCCUGCGGCACCUCAGUGAUCUGGCGAUGAAGACGCGCUGCACGGGCAUGAUGUUUGUGGUGGCGGAGAACAACGAGCCGUCCGUCCAGUUCUACAAGCGCCGCGGUGCUGAGGACCUCUCUCAGGAGGAGGGCUGGAGGCUGUUCAGGUUCGACAAGGACAGCCUCGUCAAGAUGGCCACUCCAGCUGAGGAAUGACAGAGGUCCAGCAGGGCAGAGGAGAGAGAGGAGGAAGCGUCUGUGUCCGACUCCUCGGCUUUUCCCUCCGUUCGGACGAGGGUCGAUUCACAGAAGUUCAGCUUUUAAAAAGGGGAAAUCUGUAUCACAGUAAUAUGAUUGUGUUUGUAGUUCAGUCUCACGAAGCCUUUUGUCUGUUGCUUAAUCACUUUAGUCAGUUUCUCAUGAGUUACUCUGAGUCACGUGUGUUUAUUCUAACCUUUCUUUGAGCUUGAUAUUUGUUAGUGCUGCUGCGUUUCACGUGCACGAAGAGUUACUGUCACUGAUGUUUGCAAUAAAACAGCAGCUGAUCAGCA
Toxotes jaculatrix (banded archerfish) is the source of this 1022-nucleotide messenger RNA. Its product is annotated as diamine acetyltransferase 1-like. Gene Ontology annotation, molecular function: N-acetyltransferase activity. The coding region runs from base 172 to 687 and encodes 171 amino acids. NCBI's taxonomy places the organism in Eukaryota, Metazoa, Chordata, Actinopteri, Toxotidae. The transcript has 6 exons. The record is from RefSeq and is a predicted model, not a curated record.